This is a messenger RNA of Strongyloides ratti, 1332 nucleotides long. Its product is annotated as Amino acid transporter, transmembrane family-containing protein. NCBI's taxonomy places the organism in Eukaryota, Metazoa, Nematoda, Chromadorea, Rhabditida, Strongyloididae. Gene Ontology annotation, cellular component: vacuolar membrane. The transcript has 2 exons. The coding region runs from base 1 to 1332 and encodes 443 amino acids. Gene Ontology annotation, molecular function: amino acid transmembrane transporter activity. The record is from RefSeq and is a predicted model, not a curated record. Gene Ontology annotation, biological process: amino acid transmembrane transport.
AUGACAGAAGAAGUACGAGUUUCAGAUGUAGAACCUUUACUUAGGAACCAUCAUAAUUAUGAUAGGAAUGAAACCCCAACACAGAGGGAAAAAACAGAAAAUUCUUUAACUCCAGAACAAGCACUAAUUCAUAUGAUUAAAGUAAUGAUGGGAACAGGAAUGCUUUCAUUACCACUAGCUUUUAAACAUUCUGGCCUAUAUUUAGGUUUAUUUUUGUUAAUCGUUAUAUGUUUCGUAUGCACAUACUGUUGUCGACAAUUAGUUCAUUCUGCCAAAUUUGUUUGUACAAUUAAAGGUUUACAAAAAAUUGACUAUGCUAAUGUUAUGAGAACAGCUGUUGAAUUGGGACCAAAUUGGAUUAAACAUAGAGGUUAUGCUGCUAAACAACUUGUCAACAUAAAUAUGUUUAUUGCUCAGAUAGGAUUUUGCUGCGUAUAUUUUGUUUUUAUGGCUGAUAAUUUGAAACAAUUUUUUGAUGAAACAUCAACAAUUCAAUUGUCCCAAGCAACAUGGAUUGCAUUACUUUUUAUACCAAUAAUGGGUCUAUGUUUAAUAAGACAUUUAAAAGUACUUGCUCCAUUAGCUUUAGCAGGAAAUUUUGUUUAUGUAUUUGCUGUAGGAAUUGUAAUAUCGUAUUUAUUUAAAAAUAUCAAUCCAUCAUGGUCAGUACCAGCUAUUGGAGAUAUCAGAGAUUUACCAUUAUUUUUUGGUACAGUAAUGUUUGCAUUUGAAGGAAUCUGCGUUAUUUUACCUAUUGAAAAUCAAAUGUCAGAACCAGAACAUUUUAUUUCAUAUACAGGUGUAUUAAACACUUCUUGUGCUCUUGUUUUAGCUGUUUAUUGUACAAUUGGAUAUUUUGGUUAUUUAACAUUCCAAGAUACUAUUUUAGAUACUAUUACUCUAAAUUUACCAAAUGAACUUUUUUAUCAAGGAAUUAAAAUUCUUUUUGUUCUUUGUAUAAUGGUAUCAUUUCCUUUACAAUUUUAUGUACCAAUUGAGCGUAUAGAAAAAUGGAUAACUAGAAAAAUUGCUCCAGAAAAACAAACAAUGUUAAUAUAUAGUGCACGUGGAUGUCUAGUUCUUUUUAUUCUUUCUUUAGCUGAAUUAAUUCCCCAUCUUGCCUUAUUUAUUUCACUUGUAGGAAGUUUUGCUGGUACAGCACUAGCAUUACUUUUUCCACCAGUUAUUGAAUUGUUAGUUUAUUAUUCUCAAGAUCGUUUAACUUCAAUUGUAUGGAUCAAAAACAUUUUUUUGAUGUCCUUUGGAUUAUUGGGAUUUGUUACAGGAACAUAUUCAUCAUUAAAAGCUAUUGGUCAAGCUCUUUUUAUAUAA